Beta vulgaris subsp. vulgaris (sugar beet) is the source of this 1911-nucleotide messenger RNA. RefSeq names its product disease resistance protein At4g27190. Bases 540 to 1664 code for a protein of 374 amino acids. NCBI's taxonomy places the organism in Eukaryota, Viridiplantae, Streptophyta, Magnoliopsida, Caryophyllales, Amaranthaceae. The transcript is spliced from 2 exons. Gene Ontology annotation, molecular function: ADP binding. The record is from RefSeq and is a predicted model, not a curated record.
UUAUAUUUGCCCUUUCAAACUAAAAAAAUUCUUAUUUUUUGCAUACAUAAUCUUUUGAGAAAAUAAGUCCAACACUCUACACAUAACAGAGGGAAAUUUGACUUUGUCAAAAAGUGGUAUAAUUUACACCUAAAAGAUGAAGUGAUCUAAAUUAUUACUCUAAUGAAGUUGCCUCGCAACUACUCUCACGACACAAUCCACAUCAGUAAAACUCAUAUCUACAUCUUCUUCUUUUUUUUCCUGGACCUAUCUACAUCUCAAUGACCUUAACAUUCAACCAUGACGCACAUAACUCCGUCAUUUCUUAUUAAAUAUGAUAAAGAAAGAAUCAGUGAUAACAAACACGACCUUCUCCUCACACCUUUCCACUUCAACUUCAGCAUUAUAAAUACUCGUUCAACCAAUCUUUACCUCAAAACUAAACCAAAUUUGUGUUUCAACUUUCUAGCUAGAAGAAACUAUCAGAUUAUCACUCUGAAGUCUGAAUCUGCCAUUUUUACGGUUUUACCGACGGUGCAUUCGCAGGGGGAAUCAUUUCUAUGGAGUUCAUCAUAUUGGCGAUGUUACCUGGGAGACAUUGUCUUGGAGACAGACAAAGAAUUCUCCAAAACAAAACAGACUACUUAAGUGCCAGGAUUGAGGACAUUGAGGGAGAGAUCUCUCCUACUCGGGCUCAACGGGGCACGAAGCGAAAGCCAGAUGAUGAGCUGAGUCAUUGGAGUGUUGAGGGGCAGGAGCUAGUGGGUAAAGCCAAAUAUGUGUUAUCACAAGUUGGUGGUGGAUGGAGGGAUUUCUUCAAGGGUGUUAAGAUGAGAUGCGAUGUUGACAGAAUAGUUGAUGCUUUAGAUGUCCAUGACAAAAAAGGUGAUGUGCUGUUUAAACAAGCGAUGUCUGAUGCACAGGGACCUUGUCAUGGCUAUCAUAUACCGGUGAAAGCAUUAGUCGGUCAGGUAGCUUCGACUACUCUGAGGCGACUUGAGGUUCUUUUACUAGAAGAUGAUAAGGUUGGAAGGAUUGCCAUUCAUGGGGUAGAAGGAGUUGGUAAGACCUUUUUGAUGAAGCACUUGUAUAACAGUGCACUAAAGUGGGUUCAUAAGUUUGAUCAUGUUAUUUGGAUCACUUUCCCAGAUCAGUUUUCUAUCAAGCGUCUGCAGGAUGCUAUUGCUGCAGCUGUAAAGUGUGAUCUUGCUUGUGAUGAUGACUUAGACUUAAGGGCUAGAAAACUGUCGCGGACACUCGAAGAUCUUGUUAGUUUUGUACUUUUCUUAGAUGGUGUAACAGGAGAUGAGUUCACUUUGGACCAGGUAGGAAUUCCUGUUCCUGCAGAAGGGAGCAAGUAUAAGGUGGUAUUAACUACGAGCUCUACUUUGGAACGGAGCUUGUUGGAUAGUUUUGAAGUAGUCGUAGUUGAUCCUCUUGAAGAGGAAGAAGCAUUCGAGCUAUUCAUGCUUGAAGCAAGAAUUGAUCUGGCGUUUGCUGCUUCCCUCGGGGACACUCCUAGACUACUUGCAGAGAGGUGCUGUAGAAUGCCACGAUUGAUUGUAGAUGUAGCUACACGUAUGUGUGGCAUAGAUGACCCUCAUGAAUGGAGAUAUGCACUAUAUGAAUCAAUGUGUCUAGGGGAUACUCAAAUUGACGGGGUGUAUCAUCAACUCGAUUGGUGACAGUAAAAAAAGAACAUGAAAGAUAUGGUUCUGAGGAGACUAGAAAGAUCUGAAGUUUUGAACAGAACAGUUUUUGUAAGGACAAAUAGCUAAGGGUUAUAUUAGGUCAGUGAGAGGACAGAGUAAUGGGAAUAGAUAAAAUAAAUGCUAUAGCCGAGGAUUUCAUUCAAUCUGAUGUAAUGAAACUUGAAGUCAAAGGCGCUAUUUUCAGAAGGAUGAUCCAUGAUCAGUGAUAUUUGUGACAGUA